AUGCUUCGCCGCCUCCAUACAUCAACCCGGGCCCUAGCAGAGCUUCGUUCAAAUCCCGACUAUCGACUCAAAUGUGGCCUUGAAAUUCAUACGCAAUUGCAGACAAAGCAUAAGCUUUUCUCGCUCAGCCCAACCAGUAUUAACGCUUGGCCAAACAGCAAUGUGUCCUACUUUGAUGCUGGUCUUCCAGGGACUCAACCGAAACUUAACCCUGAAGCUAUACUCCUAGCGUUGAAGACUGCUGUAGCUUUGAAUUGCGAGAUUCAAUCCCAUAGUUGCUUCGACCGUAAGCACUAUUUUUAUCCAGAUCAGCCAUUGGGAUACCAGAUUACACAACAUUACCAUCCCAUCGCUAAACGGGGCAAGUUGGAGUUGAACAAGCAGUUUGAUGAAGUCCAAAUUCCCAAAACAAUUCGCAUAGAGCAAAUUCAGAUUGAACAGGAUACGGGUAAGACCACUCAUGAUGAUUUCGAUCACACAAUCAAUAUCGAUCUCAACCGGGCCAAUACUCCCUUGAUUGAACUUGUUACGAAGCCUGACUUUGAUACUGUUGAUCAGGUGAAAGCGUUCGUGAAGAAGUUUCAACUGUUAGUAAGACAUAUAGGUGUCUGCACGGGUGAUCUUGAGACUGGAGCUAUCCGUGUCGAUGUGAACGUGAGUGUCAAUGGGUAUCCCCGAGUUGAGAUCAAAAAUUUGAACAGUCAUUCCGAAAUUCUGCAGUCCAUUAUGCACGAAUAUUGGCGCCAAGUUGAGCUUAUAAAGCAAGACAAAUCAGAAGAAUUACAACAAGAAACACGCGGCUGGGAUGGUGAAAAGACUAUAUUACUUCGAAAAAAAGAAAGUUCUGUAGAUUAUCGUUAUUUCCCAGACUCUGAACUCCCGCAUGUUAUCCUCGACCCCACAAUCGGUGACCAGAUCAGAGCCACACUUCCUGAAUUACCCGAGGAGCUCUUGAGAAAACUAACUAGUAUGCCUUACAAUUUGGAGCUAAGAUAUGCAAGACAUCUUGUCGAGCAUCCCUACAUCAUGAAGUUCUAUUUUGAUCUUUUCGAUAAGAUGAACAACACUAAAAUGGUUAAUAACUGGGUUACACAAGAGUUACCGGCUGCAUUCUCCAAGAUGAAUGAACAGUGGGACUUCAAUAUUGUGAGUGUUGACAGAGUCGUGGAAAUUAUGCAGUUGGUAGCUUCGAAAAAGCUUUCCUUGACCUCAGCUCGCCAUUUGAUAUACAACAUGAUAAAACACAAAAACGAAGGUUCCAUUGGUGAGUUAAUUGUUAAGUAUGAUUUGGCACCUCCCAGUGAGCUGGUAUCAUCAGAGGAAAUCAACGAGGCAAUCAAUGAAAUCUGUGAAGAGAUUGUCAACGCUAAUGAAGAUGUUGUGGCUAAAAUACGGCGGGGGCAAACAAAGCUGAUGAAAUAUCUUGUUGGACUUGCGAUGAAAGAAACACAAGGGAAAAUACCCGCUAAAGAUUUUGAGAAUAAAUUCAAAAUGUUGAUUGUUUAA
This is a messenger RNA of Diutina rugosa, 1506 nucleotides long. Its product is annotated as glutamyl-tRNA(Gln) amidotransferase subunit. Gene Ontology annotation, molecular function: glutaminyl-tRNA synthase (glutamine-hydrolyzing) activity. The record is from RefSeq and is a predicted model, not a curated record. Lineage: Eukaryota; Fungi; Ascomycota; Pichiomycetes; Serinales; Debaryomycetaceae. Bases 1 to 1506 code for a protein of 501 amino acids. The transcript has a single exon. Gene Ontology annotation, biological process: glutaminyl-tRNAGln biosynthesis via transamidation; mitochondrial translation.